Solea solea (common sole) is the source of this 4719-nucleotide messenger RNA. It is a transcript of the gene b4galt5, whose product is annotated as UDP-Gal:betaGlcNAc beta 1,4- galactosyltransferase, polypeptide 5. NCBI's taxonomy places the organism in Eukaryota, Metazoa, Chordata, Actinopteri, Pleuronectiformes, Soleidae. Gene Ontology annotation, biological process: glycoprotein biosynthetic process; carbohydrate metabolic process. The record is from RefSeq and is a predicted model, not a curated record. The transcript is spliced from 9 exons. The coding region runs from base 699 to 1844 and encodes 381 amino acids. Gene Ontology annotation, molecular function: UDP-galactose:glucosylceramide beta-1,4-galactosyltransferase activity.
UUACGCUGUGCGCGCGGACGUUCUUCUUCUUUUUCCUUUUUUCGGUGGUGAACACUGUUAACGCCCACUUUCCCCUCAUUGCUCAUUUUGCGGAGAGACAGGUCCAUUCUCGGGCCAGGCAGGCAGACACACGGGCAGGCAGGCAGACAGACAGACGGGCGGACCCGAGCAUCCAUCAAAGACAUUAUCGGUGUGUGAGUGUGUGUGAGUGUGUGUGUGUGUGUGAGGCUAAAACAUGUUUUCCUCCUGAAAACACAGGCCACGUCAAAGCCGAGCAGCCAGUAUCGAUACCGGGGGCAGGACGCGGGACUCUCACCGAAACCAUCACCGCAGAAAUGGAUUGUGAGCGUGUUCAGUGACGAGCGGAGCUCCCCUUCCUCUUCUCCUCUCCUCCUCUGCUCCACUGCUGCUGCUCCUGCUCCUGCUGCUCCUGCUGCUUGUUAUUGACCUAUCGCGGAAAUAGACGGUCUUCCUCCUCGUCUCCUGGUUCCUCACUCGCUCCCUCCCCUCUGUCUCUCCGUCACUGCUGCCGCAGAGUGAGCGCGCUCCUCGGCUCAUUGAAUCCCGGAGCGUCCGCAGGCCACUGACUGACAUCUGGGCACAUCACAACUGCUGCAGAAUAACGCGGACCCUCCCUGUGUGUGUGAGUGAGUGAGUGAGUGAAUGUGAGAGUGUGAUUUAUUCACGCCUGUAUUAUAAUGCCGACACAUCUGCGGUUUCGGAGAAGGUCAUUCCUUGGGCUCAUAUUCCUCUUCUCACUGUCCACCUCCGCAUUGUACUUCAUCUACUCCGCUCCCGGAAUCGUGAAUGAGUAUGUGUUCAUGGUCCAAGCCAGAGGGAUCCAGAUCCGAGAGAAUGUGAAGAACAUCGGGGCACAGGUGCUGGAGCAGGUGGUGAGAGGAGCGUACAGCGUCAACGGCACAGAUUAUUCCUAUGAUUUUAAUGUGAGUGAGAGUGAUGCUCCUCCCUCCACAUACCUGCCUGAGGGUUUCACCUACCUCCCCUCGCAGGUGUGCCCUGACAGGCUGCCCUCCAUGAAGGGCAGGUUGGUGGUCAACAUGAGCGAGGUUUCUCUGGAGGAUGUUGAGGGACCCUUGCUGGAGGCGGAGCUGAGUGUCGCCCCAGGAGGUUUCUGGAAGCCCAAAGACUGUUUACCUCGAUGGAAGGUGGCCAUCCUCGUCCCAUUCAGGAACCGACAUGAACACUUACCAAUCCUCCUGAGACACCUGGUGCCAGUGCUGCAGAAACAGAAAAUCCAGUUUGCCUUUUAUGUCAUAGAGCAGGGCGGCACAGAGCCGUUUAACCGAGCCAUGUUGUUCAACGUGGGCUACAAGGAGGCGAUGAAGGACCUGGACUGGGACUGUCUGAUCUUCCAUGACGUGGACCACCUCAUGGAGAACGACAGGAACUACUACGGCUGCACAGACAUGCCGCGACACUUUGCGGUCAAGCUGGACAAGUACUCGUACAUGCUUCCAUAUAAUGAGUUCUUUGGUGGCGUCAGCGGCCUGACGGUGGAGCAGUUCAAGAAGAUUAAUGGAUUUCCUAAUGCGUUCUGGGGAUGGGGAGGAGAGGACGAUGACCUCUGGAACAGGGUGCAGUUUGCUAACCUCACAGUGAGCAGACCACAUGGAGAACAGGGACGCUACAUGUCCAUACCACAUCACCAUCGUGGGGAAGUUCAGUUUCUGGGAAGGUAUAGUCUACUACGUCACUCAAAGGAGCGACAGAAGGUGGACGGUCUCAACAACCUCAACUACUCGCCCCUUGUGUCCAGGAGGCCUCUCUACACCAACAUCACAGUGAGCCUGAGCAGAAACCUCGCACCUGUGGCCGACUACUGACCGAGGCCCAGCUGGACUGCAGACCACCAGGGAAUCACAUCAGCCAUAUUUCACCUGUUUCAGCACUGCUUUAGGACUUUUCACUUGAUUCAAUCUUUUUUCUUUUGUUUAUAUGCAAAAAAAGAAAAGACAAAGAAGAGUUAAAUAAGUGUGUUGGAUAAAUCGUAUAAGAAAACUAGGGAUAUAUGCUGCACCAGUCUGUGCAACAGUCCAUCACUCCUUCCCAUCUGAGCUUAUCUAAUCUUCUCUCUCCACAUGCCUUUUGCACCAUUUUGGCCUUCAGCAUCCAUUCAGCUAUUCAUUCAUUCAUUCAUUCAUUCAUUCAUUUUCUGAUUCAAUAAGCUCAUGCCUACACAGCUGUGCUUAUUUCUUGAAAUAUAGGCCACGGUAACGCAGGUGCACGCAUGCGACAGUGUGGCUUGCAUGUGCUGACUCGUUCCCUUAGGCUUUGAUUUACGUUUGUUUUUUGUUUUUUUGCACUUGUCGUUUUCACGAAUGCCGUUAAAAACCUGGGAAAACAUUUACACACACACACACACACACACACACACACACACACACACACACACACACACACCACCACCACCACCACAUAGCGACUUUAGCCCAGUGGAUUCCUGCAGCUGGUUCUGCAGAUGCCAAAUCUUCAAGUGAAGAGUGCUAGAGAGAAUUCUAUAUAAAGAGUGAGAUUAAUUUAUCCUGAAACCUCGAUCAUGUCUGAGUGGCUUCAUUUGGUCCUGUGAACCUCGUGUUGAAAGACUGUGAUGUGUGUGUCUUUGCAUAGUUCCGCCUGUGUGUGUGUGUUUGUUCAACCUGUUAGCAAUAAGCUGCAAAAGCAGACAGCGGAAAACAUACAUCCUGACUUCCUUCACUUAUACAGAUGCAACAGAGCGGGUGCCAACACACACACACACACACACACACACACACACACACACACACACACACACACACACACACACACACACACACACACACACACACACACACACACACACACACGCACGCACGCACACACACACACACACCUUACUGGAGUGAGUGUGUAUGCAAACUCAGCGCUCACCUUUGCCUCAGCAAACACCCCGCCCUCUUUCACCAUCUUUGUCUGUGUCAUGUGACAGUGAAGGAGGCCCGUGUGUGUGUGUGUGUGUGUGUGUGUGCGCGCUGCGCCGCUGGGCGUCGCGUGCAAAGUCCGGCAGAGACUGGAAACGGUUUUUGCUUUGUCAUGUUUUCAGAUCCCACGUGGUUUCAUGUUUAGUCGUCUUGAUGGUUCUUCCAGAGGAGAAGUGUAGGUAGGAAUGACUUGAUCGCUGACGCUGUCACUGGUGUUUACAGAAGCUUUUGCUUUGUUGUGUUUCAGACCGUCUCGUCUUUGUGUUGACGUUCCCCAGCCCUCCUUCACUGUGGCUGCUGUGAAAUCUCCUCAGUGAUAAAUCUAUAGCUGCCUUUGUUUUCUUUGUACUACUUUAUUUUGAAACUACUGAUUAUCCCUGUUAGCUUGGAGCUAGGUGUUGGCACAGACAGGAUGUUGUGAGUUUGUGUUGGAUGGCGUGUAGCGUGAAGGUCAUGUGAGCAGGUUCAGGUUCAUCUUUCACUUCACUCUCAAUGUCUUUACCAACACGACUCAAUCUAACCAGGCUUUUAUUGUGAAAUAUUUGGAUGUCACUCACUACAGACCUGCAGGUGUGACGGCAUAUGAGCAGUUGCUACAACUCCGCCUCCUUUAUGUGUGUGUGUGUGUGGGUGGGUGUGACGAUACAGAUUUUUGAGCAACAUCCCAAAAACUGUUAAAUGAAAAAGAAACAGGUUGUGUCACACUGUCUUUCGUCAUGCAGCUACUUCAUUUCACACAAACCGCCUUGUAUGCAUUUCUGAUGAUGAAUCUUAAUGAGGAAAAUGUGGCUGUUUGAAAAACAAUGAGAAAAAAUUGAAGAUGCAAAGAGGCUGGCCCUCGUUUUUUUAUUUAUUUGAUCUUUUCUGGAUUCUUUUCUGGAAUUGUUGAGUUUUUGUGUUUCCUGGCGAUGAUUGAGGUGACCUACUGUAAGACGGUGUUACACGCACUGAAACCUGUAAUUGUUUGUAAUUGUGUGGCCAUUGUGAGGUUCAGGUCCGUACCAAAAAAAACGCCUCUCCAUUUCAUUCAAACACGCACUCUACGGGAGAAUCUACGGGAGGAGCGCGCUUUGAAGGAAAUGGAAUGGGGCCAUUGUAGCCUAGUGUGUAUUAAUCUGCUGGAAAGACACAAUGGAGGAGCAGGAGGAGGCCAUUUUGUGUGACAACCACAGGAAGAGCAAGACACCUAAUGAGGAGAAUGCUAGUGGUCGCUGUCUUUCACUGGACGCCUCCUUUAUUCUAAGUGACAGUCCAUGGUGCUGACUCUCUUGACGUGUUUACUGGAACCAAUCCUGACAUUACCCAGGUUUAAAACAUCCCAACUUCACUCAGGCCGGGUCGUACGUUCCACAUCCAUGUGUCGUCAGACUUCCACUGAAGUCAUGUGCUCACGUCCACAGACCAACACGAGCACCUGUGCUCCUCGUGGCACCGGAACACCUUCCAGUCCAGUUUGGAAGCAAAACGCUCGACCAGGGCUCUCAAAGUCCUCAAAUGUCCCGGGUGCCAGUGAUCGUCUCGUCUGGUCAGUGCGAGGAAAUGAAAACAAGUUGGUUUGCACACGUUUAGCACCUGACCAGUCGCCCAGGAGGCGUCCAGCGAAGGUCACACACCGUAGCGCCGUUUGCGUUCAGUUUUUCUUUUCCAUGUGUGUUUGAGUGAAAUGGCUAAAACCUCUCAGAGGUCAAAGUGUCCUCCAUCUACAUUUUAAGGUUGUUUAUGAUUAUUUUUUUUAUGUUUUCCAGCACUGAUAAGAACA